Messenger RNA from Penaeus indicus, 2291 nucleotides. Its product is annotated as adenylate cyclase type 3-like. NCBI's taxonomy places the organism in Eukaryota, Metazoa, Arthropoda, Malacostraca, Decapoda, Penaeidae. Gene Ontology annotation, molecular function: adenylate cyclase activity; guanylate cyclase activity; peptide receptor activity. The transcript has 18 exons. The record is from RefSeq and is a predicted model, not a curated record. Bases 1 to 2178 code for a protein of 725 amino acids. Gene Ontology annotation, cellular component: plasma membrane. Gene Ontology annotation, biological process: cGMP biosynthetic process; intracellular signal transduction; receptor guanylyl cyclase signaling pathway.
AUGGCUGAAAGGCGCCUGUCCAGCCUGUAUGACAUUACUUUUUAUGACUUGGGGCUUAGUGGUUCGAACCUUGAUGUUUUCAUGACAGUUCACAGCGACGACGACUCCCGCAGCGACCACAGCGACCUCUCCGGGUCAGCCACGGAGGCGUCGUCCCUCGUGGCAGUUCGCGCUGGAUGUUGCAGCUUCAACCCCGUCAGCGAGCGUGGCAAGAAAUGGCAUCAGGUGCAGAUGAUCAUCCUGCCCUUCAUCCCCAUCGCGGCGCUCAUCCUCCAAAACUGCUGGUUCAUGGCCCGCGUCUCGUCGCACCAGACGGAGAUGCAGUGGCUCGGGAAGCAGGUCGACGGCACAGUGGAGUUGGGACAGCUGCUGUCGGCGCUGCAGACGGAGCGAGCCGAGGUGGCCUACUACGUGUUCUCCAACGGGUCCAAGCUAAGAAAUGAGUACGUGAGCAGCCCAGGACAACAUAUCCUCAAUGUUACGGAUGAUCGAGCAAGCGAGGGAGCGCAGAAAGAACGGGCCUUAACGAGGUUAAUCAACACACUCCCGUCGAGAAGAGGAGCAAGACUCUUGACUAGUUCGCGAAGAAGGACGGAGAACAAGGACAAAUUAGCAACUCUGGGUCACGAACAAGAACAAAUUAGCAAGACUGUCACCGACAGAACACAGGAGCAUAAAGACAGCUUGUCGGAAACGUUUAGGAGGACCGACAGAGCCCUGGAGAGCGUUCACGUGUGGCCCAAUUUCACAUCACUGGCUUCAAAAGACAACUUGGCUUCGAAGUUACGAUUCCAGAUUAAGCUCGAGGACUUGAGGCGAGGAAUCAGCAUGGGCAUGGAAAGUAGCGAAGACGACAUAGCGGAGCGGAUGGACUGGUACAACCAAAUCACGUACUUCAUCAUGGAAGCCGUCAUCAGGAACAUCAAGGAUGUGAACGUCUCAAACGUGUGGAAGCUCCUGCUCGCCUACAAGGACAUGAUCCGCUCCGUGGAAUACUUUGGCAUCGUUAUGGUGGAGGGUCUUUACUUCUUCGGCAAAGGGAGCCUCAACCAACCGAGAUUCAUCAAUUACAUCACCUACGACGUCCUCGCAUGGAAGUCUUUGAACCAGACAAAGGAUUUCGUCCAGUACAUCGAGGAGAAGGUGGAGCUGUUCGAGAGCGAAUACGUGGAGUACAGAAACAUAACGGAGUGGCGAGAUCUGAUCAGAGGCAACGUGGAACAGGCAAUGAACCUGGUUGUUGCAGACGACUAUUUCUACGCAAUGAAGCGGUUCACGGAAGAGCUGACAAGUCUGCAGUGGUACCUGUUAGGCAUGAUCAAGGAAUACAUGGUCGAUGAGACGGCAUACGCGGACACGCAAGUAACGCUGUCGAUUAUUGUGCUUGUCAUUGUCUUCAUUAUCUCGCCGAUCAUCAUUUUCCUCGUCCGACACGCCACUUACACGAUCCAGAUUUUCGCUUCGACUUUGACCGUCAAGGGAAUGGAACUGAAGCGUGAGAAACGGAGGUGUGACCGACUGAUCCACCAGAUGCUACCCAAAGCCGUGGCGAUACAGCUCAAGAAGAAGAAAAUGGUGCCAGCCGAAAGUUUCAAGGAAGUCUCUGUGUACUUCAGUGACAUCGUCGGCUUCACGAAUAUCUGUUCUGAGUCGGAACCCAUUCAAGUGAUCUCUCUUCUGAACUCUCUCUACAACAUGUUCGAUUCUCGCAUUGAGAAGUAUGACGUGUACAAAGUGGAAACGAUCGGGGAUGCAUACAUGGUGGUAUCCGGUCUGCCGCAUCCUAAUGGUUCCCGUCACGCCGCCGAGCUGGCCAACAUGGCGCUCGACCUACUCGACGGCGCGGGCUCCUUCGUCAUCCCGCACCGCCCCGACAGGCCGCUCGAAAUCCGCGCUGGGAUUAACUCCGGGCCGUGCGUGGCAGGAGUGGUUGGGACUAAGAUGCCACGCUACUGCCUCUUUGGGGACACUGUGAACGUAGCGAGUAGGAUGGAGAGCACAGGAGAAGCCAUGGAGAUCCACAUCAGCCAGACGACGAAGCAGAUUCUAGAACAGAUGGAAGGCUAUGCGUUCGAGUUCCGGGGCUACAUGGAGGUGAAGGGUAAAGGCUCCAUGCCGACCUUCUGGCUCCGCAAAGGUCCUCCCACCGGCCCGAAGACCAUCACGCUGCCGCAGUGAGGACCUCCCGAGGAAGAGGGACAUAGGCCAGCGCCCGACGUGUCCGGAAGGGUGAAGGUCCGGAUCGCCGUCGAGCGCCUCCUCCUCCUCGGCCUUACUGGCUGCGUCGCGAG